UCCGUGCUGCGGGGGGCCGGGGGGCCGGGUCCGGUGCAACCCUGCGGUGACGGUGCCGCUUCUCUCUCUCUCUCUCUCUCUCUCUCUCUCAAUCUCUCUCUCUCUCCCUCUCCCUUGUGUCUCUCCCGGCAGAAGCUGGCGGUGCUGGUGGGCAGCGGCUCCAGCGGCAGCGCCAAGCCCGGCGUGGUCCCGGCGCUCCUGAAGGCUCCGGGCGGCGGCGGCAGCCCCGGCGGCAGCCCCGGGCACAGCGUGCCCCUGGCCGGGCACAGCCUGCCCCUGGCCGGGCACAGCCUGCCCCUGGCCGGGCACAGCCUGCCCCUGGCCGGGCACAGCCUGCCCGUGCCCGCGCUGCCCGCCCGGGCGCCCAUCGCCGUGGUCACGGCCACCCUGCACGGGGCGAUGGGCGCGGAGCCCCCGCAGAGCGCGCCCGUCAACCUGCAGGGCACGGGCAGGGCGGGGGGAGCCCGCAGAGCCCCCGACAUCGGCUCCGGCGCUCAGACUUUGGGAACUAUCACUGCAGUGCCCAUUAAGGUUCCUCAGGUCAGCUCCUUGCAGAGGUUGGCAGGACAAGGACCAGCAGUGCUACCUCAGGUUAGGCCAAAGACCCUGAUUCCAGACAGCCUCCCCAUCUCCCCGUGCAGAGACCAACCUUCCAAGCAGCCUCCCACCUUCCAGAAGGCGACCGUAGUGAGCAUCAAGAACCCCAGCCCCGCCCUCCCGACCGCCAACAACACCGUCAGCCAUGUACAGCCGCCCCACAGCCAGCCCCAGAGCGUCAGCGAGCCCCUGCCCUCCCCUCUGAGCGGUGCAGGGGUGGCCUACGCCAUCAUCUCCACCUCCCCCAGCAAUGCAGCCCCCAUCAGCACCAGCGCCGCCGUCUCCGUGGUCAACGACAGCAUCAAGGUGCAGCCGCUCCUCAUCAGCGCCGACAGCAAGGUUAUCAUUAUUCAGCCUCAAGUCCAAACCCAGACAGAAAGUAAAGUGGAGACAAAGAAACCUCCUGAAGAGUCAGCUCAGGGACCCCCUGCUACCAAAAAGAAAAAGGAGGAAAAUCCAGAGAAAAUAGCCUUCAUGGUAGCGUUAGGACUGGUUACAACGGAACAUUUGGAAGAAAUCCAGAGCAAGCGUCAGGAAAGAAAGAGAAGAAGCACAGCCAAUCCAGCCUACAGUGGACUCUUGGAAACAGAGCGGAAACGCCUCGCGUCGAAUUAUUUGAAUAACCCCUUGUUCCUCUCGACAAGAGCAAAUGAGGAUCCCUUCUGGAAGAGUGAGAUCCACCACGAUGAGCACUGCACUGCUUGCAAGCGUGGAGUUAACUUGCAGCCCUGUGGCACAUGUCCCAGAGCAUAUCACCUCAACUGCUUGGACCCACCCCUCAAAACUGCCCCCAAGGGGGUCUGGGUCUGCCCAAAGUGCCAACAGAAGGUGUUAAAGAAAGAUGACAACGUGCCAUGGACUGGAACUCUGGCUAUUGUUCACUCCUAUGUUACUCAUAAAACAGUCAAAGAAGAAGAGAAGAGAAAGUUAUUAAAGAGAAGCAGUGAGCUGAAGAGUGAGCACAGGCAGUUAGAAGAAAAAGAUCGACUUCUCAACAAUGCAGUGAAGAAAUGCUUAGAGCUAAAAACCAGCCUGUUGGCCCAGCAGAAAGGGACUCAGUCAUCGCUGGAACGUCUCAAAACCCUCAUUAGACUGAUACAAAGCGAGCAGAUGAUUCAGGUUACCAUGACGACCACCACCACCUCCUCCCUGCUGUCGGUGCCCUGGAUGAAGCCCUCCCCCGGCCCCGCUGCCAUGCACAAAGCCCUGCAGCCAUCGCAGGGCAACAACUGACCGCGCCGGGCCGGGGCACCGGGGACUUUGUGCAGCGAGCGGAGCGGAGCUCCAGCGGACCGCGGGAGGGGAGGACGAGCCUUGCACACCAGCCAGCCCGCUUCGCAGGGGGCUGUGGCAGCGGGUUCCCCACGGACCUUCCGUGCUUACGAGAUUUUGUUUUGUUCUGUUGGCCUUAAAUUGUCUUUACGCCCGAGGAGGAGCGGGAGGAGCGCGGCCGGUGGGGAGAGGGAUGCGGGGGGCAGGCAGGUCUCCGUCCUGCUUUCAGGGGGGAGUUGUCGAUGCAAAGAGUUAGUGAGGUAGUGGGGACGUAGUGGGGCUGAAAGCUGUGUGUGGGAGGGGAAUUGGGAUCCCCGAGGUAACCGGGAACUGAACUACUUAGGACUUGACACGGAUUGUUUUCAGAGGAACAAAGUUGGCCCCGUGGGUUCGGGGCCGCCGUGGACACUCACAGAGCCUUCGAGACAAAAAGAUCCUUUUUUUCAGUAUUAUUAGAGUUGAGAAUUGCAGAUAUUUAAAUAAAGAAACUGUAUGAAGUUAGCGUUUCUAGUAAAAUAUUGAAGUAUUUUCAUGCUGAUGCUUCUGUAUAUGCGUUCCGAAGUAUUUAAAGAAGUAUGACUGUAAAACUCCUUACUUUUUUGCAGGUCCUUUUUACUUAUUUUGCUAUCAGUGUAUUUUUCUCAUGGAGUUUUUGUGCAAGAUUUAGCAUAAACCAUGAUAGUGGAUACCUUUGGCAGGUUGGGUUUCAUUUUUUAAAGAGGUUAUU
Molecule: messenger RNA, 2596 nt
Organism: Pipra filicauda (Wire-tailed manakin)
Lineage: Eukaryota; Metazoa; Chordata; Aves; Passeriformes; Pipridae
Gene: PHF21B
Product: PHD finger protein 21B
Exons: 12
Source: RefSeq, a predicted model, not a curated record